This is a messenger RNA of Alternaria ventricosa, 1152 nucleotides long. RefSeq lists its product as uncharacterized. The coding region runs from base 1 to 1152 and encodes 383 amino acids. Gene Ontology annotation, molecular function: nucleotide binding. NCBI's taxonomy places the organism in Eukaryota, Fungi, Ascomycota, Dothideomycetes, Pleosporales, Pleosporaceae. The transcript is spliced from 2 exons. The record is from RefSeq and is a predicted model, not a curated record.
AUGAGUUCGGAGCCAUUCACGCUCAGGUGGGGUAUCUUGGCCUUCACAAAAGACCUCCUCAUUGACCCUCAAACCCGCGAUGCAUCGGAUAUCCGCCAUAUCGUCGCAGCAGCAGCAUCUUCCACAUCUGCAUCCCGCGCCACCGAGUUUCUCAAAUCCGUCGGCGCAUCCCCCGCCGCACGCGCCUACGGCUCCUACACCGACCUCGCCUCCGACCCAGACAUCGACAUCAUCUACAUCGCCACACCCCACUCCCACCACUACCACCACGCCCGCCUCUGUCUCAACGCCGGAAAACAUGUGCUCGUUGAGAAACCCAUCACCGUCAACGCAGCUCAAUGCCAGGAACUGAGGAAACUGGCGAGGGAAAAGGGCAGGUUCAUGAUGGAAGCCGUAUGGACGCGUUUCUUCCCUCUUUCGCGCGAAGUCUGUUCCAUCAUAAAAGAUGGGAAGUUGGGCGAUAUAAAGCGUGUUUUCGCUGACUUUAGUUUCUGGAAUGAUGUGGAAAAGGAGUUUGGGUCGCAGCAUAGGAUGGUGAAUCCUGAUCUCGCGGGCGGCGCGUUGUUGGAUUUGGGGAUUUAUAGUUUGACGUGGGUGGUUAUGGCGCUGUGGCACUGUCAACCGGAGGACAAGAGACAAGAGCCCGUUGUGAGUUCGGCGGUUAGUAAGUAUGAGACGGGCGUUGAUGAGACGACGACUGUGCUUUGUCAUUUUCCGUGGUCGGGGGCGCAGGGCGUGGCGGGGACGAGUAUUGUUGUUGCUACGACGCCCAACGCAUCACACCCUAACCCCGGCGGCGACGCAGUAAGGAUCCAAGGUACCCUCGGCGACUUGACAAUCGACUACGCGCCGAGACCGCGCACAUACACGUUAACACCCGCUGCCAACGACAAACGAGGGAAACUCGCGGACUUUGAGUACGAAGUCGUUGACAAAUACAAGAGCAUUCCCGGGGGUGGGCAUGGCAUGUUCUGGGAAGCAGACGAGUGCGCGCGGUGUAUCCGGGAUGGCAAGAUGGAGAGUGAGGUCAUGGGGUUGGAGGAGACGGAGGUGGUUAUGCGGGUUAUGGAUCAGGUUAGGAGGCAGGGGGGUGUGGUGUAUCCGGGUGUGAUUGAGAGUACGGAGGCGGGUUUAGAGGGGUUUGGGGUGUAA